ACCAAGAAGCACGCCUUUCAGGAGCGACGACAGUCUUGAGCGGUCUCCCCCACAAACGACUCGUCAACACGACUACUGGUGCUUUCAAUCAGCGACAUAAUAACCUCACUUUCUCAAUUAAUCAGCCCUGCCGCGAUGCCUCCCAGGAAGCGGAAGACUGCCGCUGCAGCGCGCGCAGAGGCAGCAGCAGCCGAAAUCGAGAAAACACAAGCAGAGGAGGCACCUGCGCCGGUGGACGCCGCUACAGAGCCCUUAGACACAAAGAUGGACGACGACGCUUCACAGACACAACAGGCUGCCGCUGAGAGCUCAAUACCAUCAGAAGCCGGCGCGGCAUCAAACUCAAAGCCCGAACCAUCAGCGGAAUUGGAGCCGACCGACACUGCUGCUGCUGCUACUUCAUCAUCAUCAACAACAUCAUCAAAACCUGAGACGACAUCAAAACCUACGCCAACAACAUCAGCCGCGGACCGUAUGGCGCGCUUCCGCGCGCUCCAAGCCCGCGCCAAGUCCUCGAGCGACCAGAACCUGGCCGAAGCCACCAAGGAGACGCAGCGCCUGGCCUCGGACCCAUCCGCGCUCACAGCCCUAAACCGCCGGCGCGACAUCGCUGCGCACAAGCUACUCAAGGCGGACACGGAGGAUGCGGGCGGUGACUUUGAGCGGAAGCGCGCGUGGGAUUGGACGGUCGAGGAGUCGGAGCGGUGGGACAAGCGGCUCAAGAAGAAGGGCGCGCGGCGCGACGACAAUGCUUUCCAGGACUACCGCGCAGAGAGCAGCAAGGUGUACAAGAGACAGGUGCGCGAGAUGGCUGCGGGUAGCAGUGAGAACAUGGCGCGCUACGAGAAGGACAAGAUGGCGGCCAUCGAGAAGGCUGCGGCCAGCGGCGGGCUGGAUAUCGUGGAGACGGACGACGGGGAGCUGAUCGCCGUCGACAAGGACGGCACAUUCUACUCAACGGCCGACUCGACAGGGUUCGUCGAGAACAGGCCCGACCGUGCAGCCGUGGACAGGCUGGUCGCGGAUAUGAAGAAGGCCGAGGAGGCCAGGUUGCGCAAGAGGAGGGAGCGCAUGGCGCAGAAUGGCGACGACGGCGACGUCACGUACAUCAACGAGAAGAACAAGCAGUUCAACCAGAAGUUGAACCGGUUCUACAACAAGUACACGGCCGAAAUCCGCGACAGCUUCGAGAGAGGAACGAUGAUUUAAAGGAUCAGGGAACUGGCUGGACGGUUGAGAGCGACAGUCUUGCAUGCUCAUGGUUUCGGGAAUGGAAGAAGGCUUGGCGACAUAGCGAAUCAU
This is a messenger RNA of Microdochium trichocladiopsis, 1302 nucleotides long. RefSeq names its product SYF2 splicing factor-domain-containing protein. Gene Ontology annotation, cellular component: Prp19 complex; post-mRNA release spliceosomal complex; catalytic step 2 spliceosome. The record is from RefSeq and is a predicted model, not a curated record. The coding region runs from base 136 to 1209 and encodes 357 amino acids. The transcript has a single exon. NCBI's taxonomy places the organism in Eukaryota, Fungi, Ascomycota, Sordariomycetes, Xylariales, Microdochiaceae.